AUGAGAACGGCUAUCAGGGACACAAAUGUUAUACUUAAUACAGCCAUUACACCUGGAAUAGUUCUGGUUCCAUCCAGUCUAAUCAUUCUAAAGAAUCCCGUUCCUGGAUAUAAUAAUAUUCUUGUAAAUGCUUCUUAUAAUAUGAAGCGUGGAGUUAACACUAAGGUGAAUUAUGUUGGUGGUAAGCAAGUUGAUCCUCCAAAGAAACAGCACCAAGACACUACACCUGUUCACCACCUUGAUACUAUUCACGGAACUAAAAAAGUUCCAGGAGGUUCUACAGGUGCUGAGACUCAAGUUGUUCCUAUCACGGGGAAUAGUGUGGUUAGUACUAAUGAGUCUUCAGGAGUCAGUGCUAUUGCUGGAGCUGGAAUUGGUGCUAUAGUUGUAUUCAUUCUAAUGAAAGUUGUCCUGUAAACAUUAUGUAUUCUAUAAAAUGGCUCUCUAUAGAGGAUACAAUAAAGGAGUAAAUAAAGUUGACCCAUCAAGUGGUAGUGUGUUUGAUAAGGAUGAAUUUACCAUGAAGGGUGACAUUGAGAUGGAUGGUAAUGAGGUGAAAGGUCUGGGUGCACCUACAGAUGAUACUUCUGCGACCACAAGAAAGUGGGUGGAUGAUGAGAUCAUUAAACGAGCUGCCCUUACAAUUCAACCAGCAGGGUUCACAAUGACUGGGGAUAUUGACAUGGGAGGUAAUAAGAUAACUAAUCUUGAUAAUCCUACUAAUCCAGGUGAUGCUGCUAGUAAAAGUUGGGUUGAAGGUAGUCGUAGGCAUAUACAUGUAAGCCUACCCGGACUUAUUCUUACAAAUGAUCUCAAUAUGUCAACCAAUGAAAUAAAGGCUUUAGGUGAUCCCACAACUGGAAAGUCUGCUGUUAGUAAGGACUGGGUAGUUAGUGAGCUAAAUAAACCUGUAUCUGGUGAUAUUGAUAUGAAAGACCAUGAAAUUAAGAAUCUUAAGGAUCCCUCUGAGGAUCAGUCAGCUGUCACAAAAAAGUGGGCGGUUGAUAAUAACUUUGUUAAAAAAGGUGGAACUAUGCAAGGAGAUGUUUCCAUGGGAGGCUGGAGACUAUUUGAUAUUAUUGACCCUAAACUUAGUAGUGAAGCUGUAUCUAAAGGUUGGGUUGAGAGUAAGCUGUCUACAAUUCCCAGUUCCUCAGGUUUUACAAUGUCAGGUGAUCUUCAAAUGGGUGGACAUGAAAUUAAGAAUGUCGGUAACCCCACUACUGACCAAUCUGUUGUUACAAGAGGGUGGUUUGACUCAGAUAGGGGAACAUUUUUAAGGCUAAGUGACUCUUUCCUAUUACAGAGUGUAACCGGGCCUAUUAGCUUCUCUAAGGCCCCUAAAAGUUUCUCAGAUGGGUUAGAUUCAGCCAGUCUUGUAAGAUUUAGCCAGCUAGUUACCUAUCUUAAACUAAACGGUCUAAGUGAAAUGACUGGUAAUCUUAAGAUGGGUGGAAAUGAAAUUGAAAAUAUCAGUAAUCCUAGUGUUGAUACAUCUGCUGUUUCCAUGGGGUGGGUAAAAAAUAAUGUUGUCACACGUGCUGGUGGUUCUAGAAACAAUAUGACCGGUACCCUGUGGAUGAAAGGUAACAGAAUACGUGAACUCGGAAAUCCUGAGUAUCUAACAGACGCCGUAAAUAGAGGGUGGGUUGAAAAUAAGAUCUCUGGAGGUAGACGUAAACGUGAGACUUAUAGUGGUCUUACGCUGUCUGAUGACCUUGAUAUGGGAAACAAUGAAAUAAUAAAGUUAGGUGCUCCUACUACUGAUAAUUCUGCUGUGUCUAAGAAAUGGGUCACGGAUCAUGUCAGCGUGAGUUCUACGAGUAGUAGUGGACUUACUAUGAGCGGUAAUAUUGACAUGGGUGGUAAUAGUAUUACGGGGCUAAAUAGUGGCUCGGUUGGGGAUUCUAGUGCAGUUUCUUACGGAACUAUGAGCAAUUGGUGUAAACAGUUCCUGAAACGUGAUGGUGGUGUUUUAGCAAGCAAUCUAGAUGUUAACGAUUUCAAGUUAACUAGAGUGGGAAAUCCUACUACGGACGGGUCGGCUGUUAAUAAAAGGUGGGCAACUGAUGAGUUCAUGAGUAGUAGAGGUGGACUAGUAAAGGGUGAUUUGGACAUGGGAGAUUCAAGUGGUAUUCUAGAUCUAAAGGAUCCUGUAAAUGAUAAGGAUGCUGUUAACAAACAAUGGGUAGAAAGGAAUUUCCUUAAACCUUCCACUGGACUUGUACAAGCAGUGGCCGAUAAGAGAUACGUAAGAAUAAACCGUCAUAUUCACGCUGAGUGGAUCUGGGGUUACCGUGCUGUUUCAGUUGCAGCAACAAGGUACUAUGCUUACUGUCACGACCACAUUCCACCUUCAUGGAGAACAGAUCCUAUUAAUAAUAUGGCAGACCUCAACCUUGAGUCGAUUACUAUUAAAUCAGACUUUCCAACCUUUUCAACCAUUCUAAAUAUACCACUAGCUCUAAUUCUAUGGGCUACUGUAUGGGAAAAACAAUCUAAUGGAAAAUUUACCCAGGUUAAGAAGGAAAUCGCUCUGAGAACAAUAGACUUAAGAAGACAGUCAUACACAUGGUUUAAUGGGACUUACACAACUACAGGUGGAAGUACAGCUUGCUAUGUUUUCAAGGGUAAUAGUAUGUUCUAUUUAGGAAACCAGGUCGAGUUGGUAGAUAACACGCUGGCUUGGUGUAUUAUAGUUAAACCUGAACACUCAAAGCCCACUGGAUCGAGUAUGGAUAUGUCCUUUUGCUGGUCACUUCGAUAUUCAGGGUCAGGUAUUUAACAUGUGUUUUAUCAUAAGGUAAGAUGUCAAGAUGGAGGUCAUGUUUCUCCUGGUUAGGUAAGAUUUGUGGUUGUCGUAAGAGUUCUGGUAAGAAUGGAAAGGUUGGUGAUAUAAAUUUCUCUGUAUCAAAUAAUAUUAACGUUGACGUCAACACACAGAAUAAUAAAGACGAUUCAAGUAAUGUGUUUGACCCUAAGAGCUUCGGCCCUUUGAGUAUAAUUAAAUAUGAUAAUAAAGAUUAAAAUAAUACAUAAAAAAAUGAGGUAAAAAGACCACGGAAAAAAAUGGUCUAGAAAAAUGAGCCCGCGUUUUUUGGGGGAAAAUUUGGGAAACCGCUGACCGGAAGUGGGGUGAGAUCGCAGGCUGAAAAAGUGGUCUAGAACCGCUACUUCCUAUACUACUGAGGACAAGGUUCCUGGUGGUGAGGACAAGGUUCCUGGCGGUGAGGACAAGGUUCCUGGUGGUGAGGACAAGGUUCCUGGCGGUGAGGACAAGGUUCCUGGCUGUGAGGACGAGGUUCCUGGCGGUGAGGGCAAGGUUCCUGGAGGUGAGGACAAGGUUCCUGGCGGUGAGGACAAGGUUCCUGGCGGUGAGGACAAGGUUGCUGGCAGUGAGGACAAGGUUCCUGCCGGCGAGGACAAGGUAUCUGGCGGUGAGGACAAGGUUCCUGGCUCUGAGGACAAGGUUACUGGCGGUGAGGAAAAGGUUCCUGGCUGUGAGGACGAGGUUCCUGGCGGUGAGGACAAGGUUCCUAGCGGUGAGGACAAGGUUCCUGGCGGUGAGGACGAGGUUCCUGGCGGUGAGGACGAGGUUCCUGGCGGUGAGGACAAAGUUCCGGCCGGUGAGGACAAGGUUCCUGGCGGAGAGGACAAGAUUCCUGGCGGUGAGGACAAGGUUCCUGCCGGUGAGGACAAGGUUCCUGGCUGUGAGGACGAGGUUCCUGGCGGUGAGGGCAAGGUUCCUGGAGGUGAGGACAAGGUUCCUGGCGGUGAGGACAAGGUUCCUGGCGGUGAGGACAAGGUCCUGGCGGUGAGGACAAGGUUGCUGGCAGUGAAGACAAGGUUCCUGGCGGUGAGGACGAGGUUCCUGCCGGUGAGGACGAGGUUCCUGGCUGUGAGGACGAGGUUCCUGGAGGUGACGACAAGGUUCCUGGCGGUGAGGACAAGGUUACUGGCAGUGAGGACAGGUUUCCUGCCGGUGAGGACAAGGUUCCUGGCUGUGAGGACGAGGUUCCUGGCGGUGAGGGCAAGGUUCCUGGAGGUGAGGACAAGGUUCCUGGCGGUGAGGACAAGGUUUCUGGCGGUGAGGACAAGGUUGCUGGCGGUGAGGACAAGGUUCCUGCCGGUGAGGACAAGGUUCCUGCUGGUGAAGACGAGGUUCCUGCCGGUGAGGACAAGGUUCCUGGCUGUGACGAUAAGGUUCCUGGCGGUGAGGACAAGGUUCCUGGCGGUGAGGACAAGGUUCCUGCCGGUGAGGACAAGGUUCCUGGCUGCGAGGACGAGGUUCCUGGUGGUGAGGGCAAGGUUCCUGGAGGUGAGGACAAGGUUCCUGGAGGUGAGGACAAGGUUCCUGGCGGUGAGGACAAGGUUACUGGCAGUGAGAACAAGGUUCCUGCCGGUGAGGACAAGGUAUCUGGCGGUGACGACAAGGUUCCUGGCUGUGAGGACAAGGUUAAUGGCGGUGAGGAAAAGGUUCCUGGCUGUGAGGACGAGGUUCCCGGCGGUGAGGACAAGGUUCCUGGCGGUGAGGACGAGGUUCCUGGCGGUGAGGACGAGGUUCCUGGCGGUGAGGACAAGGUUCCGGCCGGUGAGGACAAGGUUCCUGGCGGUGAGGGCAAGGUUCCUUACGGUGAGGACAAGGUUCCUGGUGGUGAGGACAAGGUUCCUGGCGGUGAGGACAGGGUUCCUGGCUGUGAGGACGAGGUUUCUGGCGGUGAGGGCAAGGUUCCUGGCGGUGAGGCCAAGGUUCCUGGCGGAGAGGACAAGGUUCCUGGCGGAGAGGACAAGGUUCCUGCCAGUGAGGACAAGGUCCCUGGCGGUGAGGACAAGGUUCCUGCCGGUGAGGACAAGGUUCCUAGCUGUGAGGACGAGGUUCCUGGCGGUGAGGGCAAGGAUCCGGGAGGUAAGGACAAGGUUCCUGGAGGUAAGGACAAGGUUCCUGGCGGCGAGGACAAGCUUACUGGCAGUGAGGACAAGGUUCCUGCCGGUGAGGACAAGGUUCCUGGCGGUGAGGACAAGGUUCGUGGUGGUGAGAACGAGGUCCCUGGCGGUGACGGCAAGGUUCCUGGAGGUGAGGACAAGGUUCCUGGUGGUGAGGACAAGGUACCGGCCGGUGAGGACAAGCUUCCUGGCUGUGAAGACGAGGUUCCUGGCGGUGAGGACAAGGUCCCUGGCGGUCAGGACGAGGUUCCUGGCGGUGAGGACAAGGUCGCUGGCAGUGAGGACAAGGUUCCUGGCGGUGAGGGCAAGGUUCCUGGCGGUGAGGGCAAGGUUCCGGCCGGUGAGGACAAGGUUCCGGCCGGUGAGGACAAGGUUCCUGGCGGUGAGGACAAGGUUCCUGGCGGUGAGGACAAGGUUCCUGGCGGUGAGGACAAGCUCCCUGGCGGUCAGGACAAGGUCCCUGGCGGUGAGGACAAGGUCCCUGGCAGUGAGGACAAGGUUCCUGGCGGUGAGGACAAGGUUCCUGGCGGUGAGGACAAGGUUCCGGCCGGUGAGGACAAGGUUCCUGGCGGUGAGGACAAGGUUCCUGGCGGUGAGGACAAGGUUGCUGGCGGUGAGGACAAGGUUCCUGGCGGUGAGGACAAGGUACCUGGCGGUGAGGACAAGGUUCCUGGCUGUGACGACAAGGUUCCUGGCGGUGAGGACAAGAUUCCUAGCGGUAAGGACAAGGUUCCUGACGGUGAGGACAAGGUUCCUGGCGGUGAGGACAAGGUUCCUGGCGGUGAGGACAAGGUUCCUGCCGGUGAGGACAAGGUUCCUGCCUGUGAGGACGAGGUUCCUGCCUGUGAGGACGAGGUUCCUGGCUGUGAGGACAAGGUUCCUGGCGGUGAGGUCAAGGUUACUGGCAGUGAGGACAAGUUUCCUGCCGAUGAGGACAAGGUUCCUGGCGGUGAGGACAAGGUUCCUGGCGGUGAGGACAAGGUUCCUGGCGGUGAGGACAAGGUUCCUGGCGGUGAGGACAAGGUUCCUGGCGGUGAGGACAAGGUUCCUGGCGGUGAGGACAAGGUUCCUCGCGGUGAGGACAAGGUUCCUCGCGGUGAGGACAAGGUUCCUCGCGGUGAGGACAAGGUUCCUGGCGGUGAGGACAAGGUUCCUGGCGGUGAGGACAAGGUUCCUGGCGGUGAGGACAAGGUUCCUGGCGGUGAGGACAAGGUUCCUGGCGGUGAGGACAAGGUUCCUGGCGGUGAGGACAAGGUUACUUGCGGUGAGGACAAAGUUCCUGGCGGUGAGGACAAGGUUCCUGGCGGUGAGGACAAGGUUACUUGCGGUGAGGACAAGGUUCCUGGCGGUGAGGACAAGGUUCCUGGCGGUGAGGAGAAGGUUCCUGGCGGUGAGGACAAGGUUCCCUGCGGUGAGGACAAGGUUCCCGGCGGUGAGGACAAGGUUCACGGCGGUGAGGACAAGGCUCCUGGCGGUGAGGACAAGUUUCCUGGCGGUGAGGACAAGGUUCCUGGCUGUAAGGACAAUGUUUCUGACGGUGAGGACAAGGUUCCUGGCAGUGAGGACAAGGUUCCUGGUGGUGAGCACAAGGUUCAUGGGUGUAAGGACAAGGUUCCUGGCGGUGAGGACAAGGUUCCUGGCGGUAAGGACAAGGUUUCUAGCGGUGACGACAAGGUUCCUGGCGGUGAGGACAAGGUUCCUGGUGGUGAGGACAAGGUUACUGGCUGUGAGGACAAGGUUUCUAGCGGUGAGGACAAGGUUUCUAGCGGAAAGGACAAGGUUCCUGCCCGUGAGGACAAAAUUCCGGGUGGUGAGGACCAGGUUCCUGGUGGUGAGGACAAGGUUACUGGCGGUGAGGCCAAGCUUCCUGGCGGUGAGGACAAGCUUCCCGGCGGUGAGGACAAGGUUCCUGGCGAUGAGGACAAGGUUCCAGGCAGUGAGGACAAGGUUCCUGGCGGUAAGGACAAGGUUCCUGGCGGUGAGGACAAGGUUUCAAACGGUGAGGACAACGUUCCUGGCGGUGAGAAUAAGGUUCCUGGCGGUGAGGACAAGGUUUCUAGCGGUGUGGACAAGGUUUCUUGCGGUGAGGACAAGGUUGUUGGCGGUGAAGACAAGGUUACUGGCGGUGAGGACAAGGUUCUUGGCGGUGACGACAAGGUUCUUGGCGGUGACGACAACGUUCUUGGCUGUGAGGACAAGGUUGCUGACGGUGAGGACAAGGUUUCAGGGACUCGGUUUCAGGCUAUGAGGACAAGGUUUUUGGCGGUGAGGACAAGGUUCGUGGCGGUGAGGACAAGGUUCCUGGCGGUGAGGACAAGGUUCUUGGCGGUGACGACAAGGUUCUUGGCGGUGAGGACAAUGUUCCUGCUGGUGAGGACAAGGUUCCCGGCGGUGAGGACAAGGUUCCUGGCGGUGAGGACAAGGUUCCAGGCAGUGAGGACAAGGUUCCUGGCGGUAAGGACAAGGUUCCUGGCGGUGACGACAAGGUUCCUGGCGGUGACGGCAAGGUUACUGACGGUGAGGACAAGGUUUCUAGCGGUGUGGACAAGGUUUCUUGCGGUGAGGACAAGGUUGUUGGCGGUGAAGACAAGGUUACUGGCGGUGAGGACAAGGUUUUUGGCGGUGACGACAAGGUUCUUGGCGGUGAGGACAAGACUGCUCACUGGGAGGACAAGGUUCCUGGCGGCGAGGACAACGUUCUUGGCUGUGAGGACAAGGUUGCUGACGGUGAGGACAAGGUUUCAGGCUGUGAGGACAAGGUUCCUGGCGGUGAGGACAAGGUUCUUGGCGGUGAGGAGAAUGUUCCUGGCGGUAAGGACAAGCUUCCUGGCGGUGAGGACAAGGUUGCUGGCGGUGAGGAGAAGGUUCCUGGCGGUGAGGACAAGGUUCCUGGCGGUGAGGACCAGGUUCCUGGCGGUUAG
Messenger RNA from Paramuricea clavata, 7865 nucleotides. The record is from the annotation of a GenBank genome assembly. NCBI's taxonomy places the organism in Eukaryota, Metazoa, Cnidaria, Anthozoa, Malacalcyonacea, Plexauridae.